Molecule: messenger RNA, 1889 nt
Organism: Zingiber officinale
Lineage: Eukaryota; Viridiplantae; Streptophyta; Magnoliopsida; Zingiberales; Zingiberaceae
Exons: 10
Coding region: 205-1587 (460 amino acids)
Molecular function (GO): protein binding
Source: RefSeq, a predicted model, not a curated record
UUCGUAUCCUUUUCGCUGUUGCUUCAUCCAUAGGGAAUGCAUUAAAAAAAAAAAAAAGGGGGGGGGGGACCCUAAUCCUAUCCUUUUUAUUUUCGGGAAUUUCUUCGGUUUAUGCUUGGAAGGCGUCCGAUGCUUUGGAUUCGGACACCGUGUGGAUGCUAAUCAUCGCUCGACAUGUCCUGGUAACCUAUUGGAGGAGAAUAUAUGCCACGAUACCACUUAGAUGAUAUGGAUGAAAUGGCAGAAGAUUAUGAGAUGGGCGAUGUAGAAGAUGACAUGUAUGAAGAAUUUCAAGGUAGAGCAAUGGGCUAUUCAGACUCUGAUGAUGAAGAAUAUGACCCUUUGAAUGGAAGGGCAAAUGAUAUUUCCUCUGCUCAAGCAAGGAAAGGAAAAGAUAUUCAAGGAAUACCAUGGAGUACACUAAGCAUUACACGUGAGAGGUAUAGACAAACCAGGCUGGAGCAGUACAAAAACUAUGAAAAUGUUCCAAAUUCUGGAGAAGAAUCUGAAAAGGAAUGCAAACCAACAGAGAAAGGUGGCAUGUAUUAUGAGUUCCAGCGAAAUACAAGAUCUGUCAAAUCCACUAUUCUUCAUUUCCAACUGAGAAAUUUGGUUUGGGCUACAUCAAAGCACGAUGUCUACUUAAUGUCACAUUAUUCUGUGCUUCAUUGGUCCGCUUUAAAUGGAGAAAAAUAUGAAGUUAUCAAUGUUUCAGGGCAUAUAGCUCCAUGUGAGAAACACCCUGGUAGCUUGUUGGAAGGAUUUUCACAAACACAAGUUAGUACAUUAGCUGUGAAAGAUAACUUGCUUGUAGCAGGAGGAUUCCAAGGUGAACUUAUCUGUAAGUUUUUAGACCGGGAAGGAAUUAGCUUUUGCUGCCGAACGACAUAUGAUGACAAUGCUAUCACCAAUGCUUUGGAGAUUUAUGAAAGUUCGAGUGGGGCUGUUUGUUUCAUGUCUUCAAAUAAUGACUGUGGAGUACGAGACUUUGAUAUGGAGAAAUUUCAGCUUUGCAAGCAUUUUCGCUUUCCAUGGCCCGUGAAUCAUACAUCACGUAGUCCUGAUGGAAAAGUUCUUGUCAUUGUGGGAGAUGAUCCUAACAGCAUGUUGGUUGAUGCUCAUACGGGAAAGACUGUCCAUACCUUGCAAGGUCAUCUGGAUUUCUCAUUUGCAUCGUCAUGGAAUCCUGAUGGCCAAACGUUUGCCACCGGUAACCAGGACAAAACGUGCCGGAUUUGGGACAUCAGGAAUCUAUCAAAAUCUGUUGCCGUAUUGAGAGGCAAUCUUGGCGCUAUCAGAUCGGUUCGCUUUUCAUCUGAUGGUCAAUUUUUGGCAAUGGCAGAACCUGCUGAUUUUGUUCAUAUCUACGACGUGGGAAGUGGGUACAACAAGCGACAGGAGCUGGACUUCUUUGGUGAAAUCUCAGGCAUGUCAUUCAGUCCCGACACAGAAGUGCUAUUUGUUGGGGUAUGGGAUAGGACUUAUGGUAGCCUACUACAAUACGGCCGGGGACGAAACUACACUUACAAUGCUCUUCCCUCAGGAUCGGAGAGUGCUGCUGAUGCAAGCUCCACCGCAACAAUUUGAUACUUACCUUUCUUGUUCUUUUCUUUUCUGGAAUUGUAAUUUCCCUUUGUUGGUUAAACUGGAAAAGGGUAUAGAGUCUGCUACCUCGCACUGUUAUUCCAAAUGUAUGAAGUCUUCGAGGGUUUAGACAAAUGGAGCCAUGCCUACGAAGCUUUAAGCUUAUUAGGUAACAGUACCUCGCUUAUAACAGCAGUGAGAUAUUGAUUCUGAGUUAAAUAAGCUUGUUGCUCUUUAGAAAAAUACACAUAUUCAUGUAAAUGGUUCUUUUUUACUUUGUAAAUCUUGCAUUUUCUUAGCAGCUA